AUGUCAUUCUUCCAGCAUACACUGGCUAUUGUCAUGCAGAUCGAGUUCUACUUCAGUCCAUCUAAUCUUCCGCACGAUCGCUACCUGCAGGGUACGAUGCGUCCUGAUGGCUGGGUGCUUCUCUCAGAGAUAUGCAGCUGGCCCCGAAUGACCCUGCUUGGCGCUUCAAGCCCAUUUGAUGUUGCAAGGGCACUGGCGACUUACUCCCGCGCGCUGGAGGUCGACGCCUCCUUCCUGUUUGUCCGCCUCAUGCCAGGUCCAGUUUAUAUCGUGCCCGGGUCCGUCCAGCUAGCAUGCCCUCCGUAUGGCAUUCCAGCUGCAUAUCCGCUCCCACAGCACGCCCCAAACCAGCUGCAGUUUCAACAGCAAUGGCCGCAUGAAGAACAGUACGCGCAGCACUUUGGAGUUCAAUUUCCACUGCAACGUCCAGUCUCGCCUGAGCACUUUGCUUUGCCACCCAAUGCUACCCCGUCUAAUUGCCGACCUGGGACUUUCCCUGUGGAGGCGCCCCAGCAGCUACUGGGGUCGCCUGUUCCCUACCCUAUUCCGGUGCUUGCAGACAACCCAGCUUUCACACAACAAGUUGGGUCCUUCUACGACCAGCAACAAGCCACCGUUCAUGCUGUUUUCACGGAUGACCAGCAGUCCACACAACUGCGGGGUAUCCCGACUACGGCGUUACAAAAUGGGGCCGCUACGGAAGGCGAAAUGAGUACCAGGUCCCAAAGGCACAGAGGGGCAGCGGCUGCUGAACAUCCACCACAGGCCAUGGAAGCGGAAGAGGGGAAUCGGCUCCCUUCACAUCAUAAAUUAGACAGCGAUCACCCGGGGACCCGAUCCAUGCCCCGCACACAUCCGAUUCCCGCACUAGUGCAGCCGCAAGGUACAGAAUUCAGGCAAAGAAGGGAUCACGGAUCGCGUCGAGACAAGGCGCAGCAGGCACUUCAUUCAGCCAAGAGUUCUUGCACAGAGCCAGCGACGGCAGCUGUGUCUUCCCACUGCGCUCAACUGCAAGCCUCUGAGUACCACAUCCGCAGCACGGUGACUCCGCCUCCCUUGUCGCAAUUGAGCUCCGUUGAAUCACGUUCAGAGCUCAGGUCGUGCAAGGCUGAGCGACGAGGGUUACCAGCACGAUAUUCGAGGAAUGCGGAUCAUGGUAGCCUUGCUGAUCAGUGCUGUGACAUGAAUGGGACGCUAAUUGAACAAGUGGGUUCUGACAUUAGCUCGGAAGGCAACACCACGCAUUGUCGGAUGCCCGACAGAGGGGCUCCAGAAACGCGAAGCCUAGUUGUUCGCAAUCAACGCACAAGGGAAUGGGGCGCUCCCGCCUCUAGGCAGUCGAGUCACGUAGAGAGCUACAAGUCAUGUUUGAAGACAGUACAAGACCGGUCUUCUGUCCCAUCACAGACCAAUCGGCCUCGCAACGUGAAGAGCAGAUCCCCACAGCGUGCUCGGCGCUGGCACAGCAGAGACGGUCGGCACGAUCAUCGAGAUAGGUAUGGGGACGAUCAGCAUGAUCAGCGAGAUAGGUGCAGGAGUUUAGUGGUGUCCAAGGACAUGUCACCUCUACAUGGGGCGAAUUUUCCUCCGCUCCCGCAAUCUGCUAGCGUUGGGAUCCGUGGAUCUUCUCCUAAGAUAGUCCAGGCCACCGACCGUGUGUCAUGUGUAACUCCGGCAGACGAGAUUUGGGCGAAGAAGCCCGUGUCAGUGCUUGGAAACAGUUCCCCAACAACUUGA
Chondrus crispus (carragheen) is the source of this 1737-nucleotide messenger RNA. RefSeq lists its product as hypothetical. The transcript has a single exon. The record is from RefSeq and is a predicted model, not a curated record. NCBI's taxonomy places the organism in Eukaryota, Rhodophyta, Florideophyceae, Gigartinales, Gigartinaceae. The coding region runs from base 1 to 1737 and encodes 578 amino acids.